Molecule: messenger RNA, 339 nt
Organism: Ostertagia ostertagi
Lineage: Eukaryota; Metazoa; Nematoda; Chromadorea; Rhabditida; Trichostrongylidae
Source: the annotation of a GenBank genome assembly
AUGGGACGUCCAAACGUCAACCUUCAACUAACCUCAAUUAUCAAUGGAAAAUAUAUCGCUUGUCGUAAACUUGGAGAAGGCGGAUGUGGAGUGAUUUACGAAGUGGCUCUCAUAGCAGCACCUCAUCGACGCUUCGCUUGCAAGGCAGAAGAUCAAGAUGGUGGCCGAGAAGAGGAGAUCCUGAAAAUGGAAGAGAAAGUCAUGCGGAAGAUCAACGAAACCAGAACUAUGCACUGUCCGCAGUUCAUCGAAAGUGGAAAGGUGGCAGUUAUACGAUUUGGAAAUGAGCAGGUUGGUGAUGGGAGGGGUUACGAGAGCAUUUUCAAAGUUGCCUGGUGA